AUGAAUGCUCUACAGCCUUUCUGGUCUACGUUGGACACGCAUUAUACAUUGAAACAGUCCCUGUACCUAACUUUGUGGAAGCUAUGCAACAACCGAAUUACAUAUCGACAGCUCUCUGAUCGAUUCAACGUUGGAAAGGGGACAGCUCACAAACUUUUUUUCAAAACCAUUAAAGCAGUAUGGCGCCUUAGAAAUGAAAUUUGUUGGCCUACGGUUACCGAACAGCAGGACGUUAUGGAAAGAUUCCAGGCGAAAAGACCAAACUCGUUCCCCUUUGUUGUUGGAUGUGUGGAUGGAAUCCACUUCAUAAUAAAUUCCCCGAAAAACGACGCAAUCAGCUACUACGAUCGCAAGGGACACUUCAAUAAUAAUGCAGGCUAUAUGCGAUAGCAAUCUUCGAUUUUUGGAUGUCUUCAUUGGCUAUCCUGGAAGUUGCCACGACGCCAACGUUUGGAAAAAUAGCCCAAUUUAUCAAAAGAUCACGUCGGGCGAAGUUCAGCUUGCUAGCGGGGCCAUAAUAUUAGCAGAUUCCGCUUAUCCGCUAACAAAAUAUUUAAUGGUCCCAUAUAGGGAUAAUGGGCAUCUUUCUACGGAAGAGAAAAGAUUUAACUACUACCUUAGUUCCACACGAGUAUUAAUAGAGCAGGCUUUCGGCGUUUUGAGACAAAAAUUUAGAAUAUUAAAUCACAUCGAUGUAUCAUCUAUAAAGGAUGCUUCAAAAAUUGUAAUGGCCUGUACUAUACUACACAAUUUUAUAAUAGAGCAUGAAGGCGGUCUAGGUUCAAUGGAUUCUUUGGAAAACAACUUAGAACAAAAUAUAUCUGACAAUGCUGGCGCAAUAGAAGUUAUCGAAAACAUUAACGAGAAUAGGGAAGGAAUUAUAAGAAGAAACGAAAUAAAAAU
This is a messenger RNA of Rhagoletis pomonella (apple maggot), 903 nucleotides long. Its product is annotated as protein ALP1-like. The transcript is spliced from 2 exons. Lineage: Eukaryota; Metazoa; Arthropoda; Insecta; Diptera; Tephritidae. The record is from RefSeq and is a predicted model, not a curated record. The annotation marks the transcript as partial.